UUCAGCCUGCGGGAAGAGGGCCCGAAGUCAGGCCUACCGUGUACUUGCGCUUCUCCAGCUGCCGUUGCUGUUGAUUAUUGAGUGCCGGAUAUUACGUGUUCUGCGGCCCUCUCUGGCGAGCACAGGGUUGCGAUCCGCGCCCCGAGAGCGGAGGCCAGCCGCUCAUUGGCAAGGGGAAUGAGGGAUCUGCAGUGGAACCGUUCCCCGGACAAGACGGCAGUUUAACACGGAAGCAUGCCGAGAGCGGCCCGUCAUUGGCCAGGGCACCUCACAAGCUUCCGCCUUUUCCACCUUGCCGUGCUUGCCUCGAGCCCAACGUUGUCGAACCAUGGGGGCAGCCACAACCCCAGUCUGGCAUGCCAGACUGCUCCCAUCUGGCCGAAACAGGCAGGUCAACAUCCCACAACCAUGGCAGCUCACGGAAACAAACUCACAAAAUCGUCGAGGGGUCUUGAGCCCCGCACUCGGCUGUCUCACUCGGCUGGUGGAUCGUUGGGAUUCAUCGACAGAGCGGGGAGGAUUGGUCGGGGGCCAUUGUGCGACAUUGUUUAUGUCGAACCCUGGAUCAUAUGUGCGGUCAAGGACCCGAGUUCGCCGAUCCCUACGAUUUAGAGCUCCCGCGGUUCCAGACAGCGAGUCCGCGUUUCCCUCCUUAUUGUGAGCGUCCCCGCAACUUUAUUCUCGAGUUUU
Messenger RNA from Chaetomium fimeti, 690 nucleotides. RefSeq lists its product as uncharacterized. NCBI's taxonomy places the organism in Eukaryota, Fungi, Ascomycota, Sordariomycetes, Sordariales, Chaetomiaceae. The transcript has a single exon. The record is from RefSeq and is a predicted model, not a curated record. Bases 235 to 612 code for a protein of 125 amino acids.